Messenger RNA from Chaetomium globosum CBS 148.51, 1701 nucleotides. RefSeq lists its product as uncharacterized. The record is from RefSeq and is a predicted model, not a curated record. The transcript is spliced from 3 exons. Gene Ontology annotation, cellular component: anaphase-promoting complex. NCBI's taxonomy places the organism in Eukaryota, Fungi, Ascomycota, Sordariomycetes, Sordariales, Chaetomiaceae. Gene Ontology annotation, molecular function: anaphase-promoting complex binding; ubiquitin ligase activator activity; protein binding. The coding region runs from base 1 to 1701 and encodes 566 amino acids. Gene Ontology annotation, biological process: anaphase-promoting complex-dependent catabolic process; positive regulation of ubiquitin protein ligase activity; positive regulation of anaphase-promoting complex-dependent catabolic process.
AUGUCAUUCAACAUCGCCCGAGAGGGCGAGGCGUCUGCCUCUGGCGCCGGCGCCGGAUCAUCUAAUGCAAAGUUUACUCACCCUGCUGCCGCGAGGCCGCCCUCAGGCCUCCUGCCCCAUAGCACACCAUCAUCUAGAAACGGCACAACCAUCGGACAGGUCCGUCCAACAAAUGCCGACACCGGUCACAACGACCCUGCCACCGUGCGAUCGCUCGACUCACAGGGGAGUCGACUCUAUGGAAGCCCGCGUAGGAAACGGCAGAGGAUAGAUGCCGACCGUUUUAUUCCGGCGCGAUCAGGACGCGAUCUGCAAUCUGGCUUCCACUUGAUCCCCCCGCCACCGCGACCAACUCCGGAGCGGGGCAGGCCGAGAAGCCCGCCAAGGGGUUACCGCUCCCAAAAGAGCGAGGAAGCAGACGAGACCUUCAGGGAGCUACUGCGUGCGGAGCUUUUUGAUGAUGCUAGUAUCCCACAGGUUUCUCCAAGAUGGACGUCGGAUGACCGGAUGCGCACACCGCCCAGGAAUUCACCCUCCCUCCCCGCAACUCCACAGAAGAACCUCUUUUCCUACGUCUCACCACGACAUCAACAUCUCAUCGGACUUUCCACGCCCAGGAAGACACCGCAAAGGGCGCACAACCUAAUUCCGGAUCCGCGCCUGGACACCUAUAGCACGACCCCUAUAUCAUAUAACAGCCAACAGAUGUUGCUUGCCCCGCGACGCCAACACAGGACAGUCGCUAAAGUGCCGAUCAAAGUUUUGGAUGCACCGAACUUGGCCGAGGAUUUCUAUCUUAACCUGAUGGACUGGGGCAGCUCGGAUGUACUAGCCGUCGGCCUCGGCACUGGCGUCUUCAUGUAUAACGCGCAAAACGGCAAAGUGGCGAAGCUGUGCACCCUUGAGGACGACAAGGUGACUAGUGUAUCCUGGAUCCAGAAGGGAACCCACAUCGCCGUCGGCACCAAGAAGGGACUUGUGCAAAUCUGGGACGCGCAGAAGUUCAAGAGGCUUCGAACAAUGACGGGCCACACGGCACGGGUUGGCUCUCUGGCGUGGAAUGCUCACAUCCUCUCCACCGGGUCACGCGAUCGGUCGAUCCUACACCGCGACGUCCGCGCGCCGGACCAGUGGGUAAAGCAGCUAACCGGCCACAAGCAAGAGGUGUGCGGCCUGAAAUGGAACUGCCAGGACGGCCAAUUAGCCAGCGGAUCCAACGACAACACGGUCUUGGUCUGGGACAAGGUCAUGGACCAGAAGCCUCUCUGGACCUUCAACGAGCACAUCGCCGCCGUCAAGGCCCUCGCCUGGUCGCCGCACCAACGUGGACUACUUGCCUCCGGCGGCGGUACGGCCGACCGCCGGAUCAUCUUCCACGACACGGUCCGCGGCACCGUCCGCAACGACAUCGACACGGGCAGCCAGGUCUGCAACCUCAUGUGGUCCAAGAACUCCAACGAGCUCGUCUCCACCCACGGCUACAUCCAGAACAACCUCGUCGUCUGGAAGUACCCCUCCAUGACCCGCGUCGCCAGCCUCACCGGUCACACCUACCGUGUCCUCUAUCUGGCCAUGAGCCCCGACGGGACGCAGGUGGUCACGGGAGCGGGGGAUGAGACGCUGCGGUUCUGGGAGGUAUUUAAGCCGAAGCAGCCGAUCAGGUUGCUGGGUGGGAGUAUCGACUUGCCGGUUAUUCGGUAG